This is a messenger RNA of Tuber melanosporum (Perigord truffle), 1581 nucleotides long. RefSeq lists its product as uncharacterized. Lineage: Eukaryota; Fungi; Ascomycota; Pezizomycetes; Pezizales; Tuberaceae. Gene Ontology annotation, molecular function: cobalt ion transmembrane transporter activity; magnesium ion transmembrane transporter activity; cobalt ion binding. Bases 1 to 1581 code for a protein of 526 amino acids. The record is from RefSeq and is a predicted model, not a curated record. The transcript is spliced from 11 exons. Gene Ontology annotation, biological process: transmembrane transport; metal ion transport. Gene Ontology annotation, cellular component: membrane.
AUGCUUCCGGGCGAGAAUCAGAAGAUGGAGCAACUGCUUCUCGGGUUGAUUCGGAGAAUGAAUCAAACGAAUUGGAAAAACCUCACUACGCGGAAGCGGUGGACGAUUGGUUCAACAACAAACGACCGCGACAAUUUCCUACGGUUUUGCUAUCCGUGUGAGGUUAUUGCCGAGGCGUGGCUAUCACCGCAGCUGAAUCAAUAUCCGCACUUUAGAGGCUGGAACGGAAUUGCAUUUUGGAGGUGGUUGGCAAUGUCGACGCCAAAAGAUGAUCAUUUUACACUAAUCUCUCUUGCUGGCUUGACUCAAGAUAUUCUUAAAGCGUUGUUGAUACAUUACGAUAUCAAAAUACAGUGCCUCUACGACAUGCUCUUUAUAGAUGGCUUCUCUGCAAACCUCCACCCCCCAUCAGCGAACGUCUUUUCGUUGUGCUUUGACUUCCUUCGACAGGUGCCAUUGGGCACCGAACGAAAUUACCAUAUACAAACAUUCCCGGAGCUUGAGAAUUACAGACGACAUCACGUAUUAUCGUGGAAGUGGGAUCCAUUUAGCCUGGAGCACAAAGAAUCUGAUCAAGGGUUUGAUAUAUGUCGAGCUGCCAUAUGGAUUCGAAGAGAUCUCGAGACGGGUAAAAAGACGGCGAUAUUCUAUAAUCAGCCAAAGCGGUCCAAAUAUAUUCCCCGCAAAUGUCAGACUCAGUGGCGAAUGAGUCAGUUCUGUGAUGAUAUAAAUAAUCGGGCACGGUCGCGGAAGCCAGAGGAUAUUGAUCAAGAAGAUAGUGAGGAUAUCUUUCACUUUUUGCACCGAUACUUCAAAUAUACGUUCAAAUGGACACGGGUACUUGAGUUGAAUCAGAGGAAAGUCCGUGCUUUGGAGGAGGAAGCUUUUACCUCGCCGAUGAUUGAGACUACGAGAGAUAUUUAUCGACAACAGUCGGCGCUAGACACACAUCUUUCGAUACUUAAUUUGCAGAAGACAAUGAUUACCGCGCUUUGUAGUCGUGAAGUGCGUGAUGAUAUGUUCUGGCCAAAGGAUGCUAGGCUGUUAUUUGGAGACAUCGAAGAUACUCUCGGUGAGAAAAUCCUUGACUUUGAGAGGAUGAGGAAGCAAUGUGAUGAUAUUCAAAACCUGAUUUUCAAUACAAUAGCAAUUGAAGAAAGCCGGGCGGCAGUUGAUCAAGGCCGAAGUAUUGGCCGAUUAACGUGGAUGACUUUUGUCUUUCUCCCUUUAUCGUUUGUAGCUUCAAUACUCGGGAUGAACGUUUACCAGCUGGAACGCACAAGCCUAUGGCUUUACUUUGCAGUCUCUAUUCCGCUCUUGGCGUUUAUUAUUCUUCUCCUUGUGCUUCUCAAAGCAGGAAUCCUGUACAGCCAAAGUGGAGAAACCGACCUCAACUUUUUCCGCUGGGUACUCGCAGGCAGGCCUCGAAAACAGCGGUUGGCAAGGCUUGACUUAGAGAAGGGCGGGCUAACCGAUAAGCUAAAAGAUCGGUUGGGAGGCACUGGCCGAGCGCCGAAAGAUAAGUUGCCGGCUGAGAAGGGGAAAGGAAAAGGCAAUGAUAGAGGCAAGAAGCAAGAGUAA